AUGGAAUACCGCCGUCACCCAGUACGACGAAAGAAAGAAAACGCGAGUGAAAUUGGCAAAGAGGAGGAGGAGGACAAAGAGUGUGAGAAGAUCAGAAAAAUGGAGAGGAGGCAAAGAAGGCUUUGGAAUUGGGAUUGGGGAUUUGGACAGGGCGGUAAAAGGGAAAGGAGGAGGAGAAAAAGCAAAUGGAACGAGCCGGAGGCAGAGAGGGGAGAGGGGGUGCUGGCCAGAAAGGAAGCAGACCAGGCUGAGACAGCGCGAAGGCCAAAAGCAGUGGGCGGACAAGGGACCUCGGGCGGCCAAGAAAUCAGCCUGCAAUAA
Molecule: messenger RNA, 321 nt
Organism: Histoplasma capsulatum G186AR
Lineage: Eukaryota; Fungi; Ascomycota; Eurotiomycetes; Onygenales; Ajellomycetaceae
Exons: 2
Coding region: 1-321 (106 amino acids)
Source: RefSeq, a predicted model, not a curated record